This is a messenger RNA of Capsella rubella, 1317 nucleotides long. RefSeq names its product serine/threonine-protein phosphatase PP2A-2 catalytic subunit. The transcript has 6 exons. The coding region runs from base 238 to 1158 and encodes 306 amino acids. NCBI's taxonomy places the organism in Eukaryota, Viridiplantae, Streptophyta, Magnoliopsida, Brassicales, Brassicaceae. Gene Ontology annotation, cellular component: cytoplasm. Gene Ontology annotation, molecular function: protein serine/threonine phosphatase activity. The record is from RefSeq and is a predicted model, not a curated record. Gene Ontology annotation, biological process: mitotic cell cycle; peptidyl-serine dephosphorylation.
AAAAAACAAAAAGAACAAAACAAAAUUGAAAAAUAAAAAAAAAUCGAUCUUUUCACAGUGAUUUGGUCACGCCAAAAAAAAGUGAUUUUGUCAUCCAUCCGUGGACCUCGUCCAUGUGAAAGUUCUACUUUUAUCAAUCUCGAAUUGGAGAAAAAUUAACAAAGUCUGAAGCUUUUUGAGUAAUGGUAGGUAGAUAGAUUCGAAUCCAGGUACGAGGAGGAAAGCAUCGUUGUUAAGAUGCCGGCGACCGGAGAUGUAGACCGUCAGAUCGAUCAGUUAAUGGGAUGUAAGCAGCUGACGGAGGCGGAGGUGAAGACUUUGUGCGACCAAGCGAGAGCGAUUCUUGUGGAGGAAUAUAAUGUUCAACCGGUGAAAUGUCCGGUCACUAUCUGUGGUGAUAUUCAUGGUCAAUUUUACGAUCUUAUUGAGCUUUUUCGAAUCGGUGGCUCUGCGCCUGAUACUAAUUAUCUCUUCAUGGGCGAUUAUGUAGAUCGUGGUUACUAUUCUGUGGAGACAGUAACGCUUUUGGUAGCUUUGAAAGUUCGGUAUAGAGAUAGAAUUACAAUCUUGAGAGGGAAUCAUGAAAGUCGCCAAAUUACUCAAGUGUAUGGGUUUUAUGAUGAAUGCUUGAGAAAGUAUGGUAAUGCAAAUGUCUGGAAGUCAUUUACAGACCUUUUUGAUUACCUUCCUCUUACUGCUCUCGUCGAGAGUCAGAUAUUCUGUUUACAUGGCGGGCUUUCGCCUUCUUUAGACACGCUUGACAACAUCCGAGCAUUAGAUCGCAUUCAGGAGGUCCCACACGAAGGUCCAAUGUGUGACCUCUUAUGGUCUGAUCCAGAUGAUCGUUGCGGUUGGGGUAUAUCUCCUCGUGGAGCUGGAUAUACUUUUGGACAAGAUAUCGCCACUCAGUUUAACCACACCAACGGGCUAACUCUUAUAUCCCGCGCUCAUCAGCUUGUCAUGGAAGGAUACAAUUGGUGUCAGGAAAAGAACGUUGUGACUGUGUUUAGUGCUCCUAACUAUUGUUACCGAUGUGGGAACAUGGCUGCGAUUCUAGAGAUUGGAGAGAACAUGGAGCAGAAUUUCCUUCAGUUUGAUCCUGCACCACGUCAAGUCGAACCAGAAACGACUCGUAAGACCCCAGAUUAUUUUUUGUAAAUUUUUGUGAAUACAAUUCCACACAAGUUGUUUCUAUCCCUGGUUCAGUAUACUUCAAUUCAUCUGGUGGGUUCCAUUUUUUCUUUACUUUUAAGUGUUUGUCGGUUUUAGUUACAAUUCAAAAGAUCAUGACCAUGUCUCAAAUCAUAUUUGGGUUCA